Messenger RNA from Rhodotorula graminis WP1, 1572 nucleotides. RefSeq lists its product as uncharacterized. The record is from RefSeq and is a predicted model, not a curated record. NCBI's taxonomy places the organism in Eukaryota, Fungi, Basidiomycota, Microbotryomycetes, Sporidiobolales, Sporidiobolaceae. Bases 1 to 1473 code for a protein of 490 amino acids. The transcript has 2 exons.
AUGUCGUCCUCUCGCCUCCUCACCCAGCUCGACAUGCCCUCGGCCCGCGCACCCUCGUCCGAGUCGUCCCCCUCGUCCGACGACUCGUGCCCGGCCACCCCGUCAAAGGACAAGUUCCGCGAGUGGACCUUCCCGCGCCAGCCUUCGUCCCUCGCCCAGUCCUCACCCCCGUCGUCCGCGUCCGGCACUGCGGGAGCCGCCAACACCGCCUCGUCGCCCGCCCACGCCCAGCAGCAGCGCAUGCACAACCUCGUCGACGGCGCUCACGGUCGCUCCUCGUCCGUCACGCCUUCCAAGGGCCGCGCCGCCAACAAGGGCUCGCGCGCCGCCGCCGACUCGAUGGACCUGCGGCACCGCUCCAACGCGUCCCUCGCCCAGUCGCCCUCGUCGCCCCUCCUCGCGCGCACCCUCCUGUCGCCCGCCCGCCCAAAGGAGGUCGCCAAGCUCGUCUACUCGAACGUGCGCCGCAAGAGCCUCAACGACCUCACCUACGUCGUCCUCUUUGCCGCCUGCCUCGUCCUCUUCGGCCGCGCCCUCCUCGGCGUCGGCUACGACCCGCGCUCGGCCACCCCGCGCACGUCGCCCGCCGCCGUCCGCGCCGCGAGCCCAGAGCCCGCGAGCGUGCCCGCCGCCGUCGUCGACGUCCAGCUCCCCGAGGGCUUCCUCCCGCACGCGGCGGCGCCGGCGCCGCCGUCGAACCCGGACGAGUACCUCGCCGACGUGCACCAGGCGCACGGCGACUCGUCGCAUGACGCCGGCGAGGACCACUUCCGCGCGUCGCCCGACGACCCGGCCCUCUCAGACGAGCACGUCCACGCCCACCACUCGUCCGAGGACCCGCUGUGGCCUGAAGACCCGACCCACCUCGACCGCGAGGCCGAAGCCGCCGCUCGCCCCCGCCCUCGACCCGCGCGCCUCGCGCCGCAGGACGACGCACCUGCACCAGCCGCCGCGCCUGCGCAGGAUGACAUCGACGCCGAGGAGGCGCGGCUCGUCGAGCUUGUCGGGGCGGGCGACGAGACGAGCGAGGCGGGGCAGGACGAGGUUGAGGGCGAGGAGCUCGACGUCGUGUACGAGGGCGACGAGGUGCCCGGCGGCGAGGACGAGCAGGUCGUCGUCGUCGAGGACGGCGAGUCGAACGAUGUCGAGGACGACGAGGACGACGAGGUCGUCGACGACGAGCCCGCCGCCGCCGCCGCCCCGGGCUCACUGCACGUGGUCGACGCCGACGACGACGACGCGUCUCCCGGCGCGCUCUCGGCCCUCGAGGAGCUUCUCGACUCGGCGCAGGAGGAGGAGCUCGCCGCGCGCGUCAAGAAGGGCGGCGACGCCGAGGCGGCGCAGCGCGAGGUGCUCAGGAGGGCCCAGCGCGGCCGCGAGGCGCUCGCGAGGGCGCAGGCCAAGGCCGCUCCCGGCGCGGGCGCGGGCGUCGAGAGGAGGAGGAUGGUGCGCGCCAAGAAGGUCAGGCGGUGAGGGACGCUGGGCGUCGACGCCUCUUGCAGCAGCUCCCCUUCUCUCCUCGUUGUACCGCCCGCCCCUCCCUAGUUUUACCUUGCUACUACUCGCACGCUC